Molecule: messenger RNA, 2033 nt
Organism: Lytechinus variegatus (green sea urchin)
Lineage: Eukaryota; Metazoa; Echinodermata; Echinoidea; Temnopleuroida; Toxopneustidae
Product: protein DEFECTIVE IN EXINE FORMATION 1-like
Exons: 13
Coding region: 188-1921 (577 amino acids)
Molecular function (GO): protein binding
Source: RefSeq, a predicted model, not a curated record
UCCGGUCACGGUUUUUGGACGGUGUGUGCAGUGCUGUCACUUUGAUGUUGACAUACUACAAAGUCAUCAUGUUGGCAAUAGUCCCAUCAUUAGUUCACCGUUGGUAGCAGACAUUGAUGCUGAUGGCACUCUUGAUAUCAUUUCAACAACAUUUGAUGGGACUAUUGAUGUUGUCGACGGGGAGAACAUGAAACCACAUUCCAGAUCACAGUGGCCUUAUCACUUCCCAAACAGCACAGUACACUCAAGCCCCAUGUUGUAUGAUGUCGAUAGUGAUGGCGUGCCAGAAGUUGUAGUGUUUACUACUGAUGGAGAGAUUAACUACUUUAAGAUAGAUGGGACGUUUCUUCCAGACAAAACAGUGCAGAUCCCUCCCCUUAUGGUACCCAAGCAAUGGUUCAAGGAACAAUCCAGGAUUGAUGCUACUAUAUCUGGGUUUGUGAGAACAUUGAGCGAGGGUGGUUAUCAAACCAACAACUUUAUUGCCUGUGACGCUCACAUCCUGGCCACACCAAGGCUUGCAGACCUCGAUGGAGAUGGCAGAAAGGAGGAACUUGCACUUCCUGUGUCGUAUUAUGAAGAGCUUGAGUCACCAAGGGAUGUGGAAUCAGGUGAAAGUAUCUUGGACCUAGUGGUCAGUGGAUUGGUCAUUCUCAACAUGACCAGUGGUCAUCUUAUCAAAGAAAUACCAUUACACUUAUCAAAGCAAUCAGAUCCAUUCCCAGCCUAUCUGUUAUAUCCUCCCACCAUCGUUGACCUGGACAAUCGUCAUGGACCAACAGAGGUCAUCAUUGCAACCACAUCAGGUCUACUGCACGUUGUCGAUAUCAAGGGACAGGCAAGAUCAGGUUUCCCUCUACAGCUAGAGGGGGGAGCCAUCAUGGGACAGAUCACUGUUGAUGACCUGGACAGUGAUGGCAUCUUGGAGAUGAUUGUCCUCCAGACUUCUGGUGAUGUCACAUGUGUCAGUCGCCAUGGUAACAAAGUGUGGUCUUCCAAGAUAUCAGGUGGUUCCAUGCCUGGAUCCAGAUUGGUUGAUCUUGAUGGUGAUGGCGUGAUGGAUGUUAUCAUACCUACAAGUGAUGGGAAUGUUUGGGCAUUAUCAGGCAAGACUGGUACCCAUUUACAACAUUGGCCUGUGUACGUAGGAAGCAGACUUGUAUCAAAUAUUGUAAUCACCAGUCUCAUAAAGUCAUCUCGACAUCCAGUUGUGAUAACUGUAGGAUAUGAUGGCAACUUGUACAUUAUAUCCCCAUCACAUAAUGGUGAAGAAGGUCCAUGUAUUGAGACUAUUGCACUUGGUGAAAGUUCACUGACCUCUGUACAUAUGGCAGACAUGAUUCCAUCAAUGCCUGGUGUAGAGAUGAUAGCUGCCACCACCCAUGGUAGUAUCAUGCUCCUGUCUACCCAAAACCAAGAGAUAGAUAGCGAGGGUCUGGAAGACCUCACAUGGAUGGAUACAACAAGUGAUGACAAAUUUGCGUACAAAGAGGCAAAGUAUGGUGUAUUUGUGAGGAGAGAGACUAAGCAGAAAUCUUACAUCAGUGGUACAAGUUUCAUCAUAGAUUUUCACAUCGAAGAUGAAAACAAAUCAAGUGGAGAUAAUUCAUAUGUAAUUCAGGUUUUUGCUGGUUCAAUUUGCCUUCAUCCUGGUACAACCUAUUCUCAGCCUGGUUUAUAUUCCCUCAAUGUAGCAACACCUAAUCAUCCUACUACAGUAUUAGUUGAAAUUCAUUUGAUCAACCAACAUGGUCACAUCUUUGUUGACUCAUUCCCUGUCAGUUUUAAUACCAAGGUUACUGAUGACAUCCAAUGGUUACUGGUGAUUCCAACCAUUGCCAUGGCGAUUCUUCUUCUCAUCCUCUAUGGAUAUCCAGAAGUAGAUCUUCUUCCAACAUCUCAUAUAUCCAAGGAGAGGUAACAGUCAGUCUACCUAGUAUAAGUUGAUUUCAUUGUAUAAUUAUCUAGUACAUUGUAGGUUUAUUGAGAUGGUUUCUGAAAUAUACUGUACCAGAUGAAAUCAUUUUAUGAAG